Messenger RNA from Elaeis guineensis (African oil palm), 1289 nucleotides. RefSeq lists its product as uncharacterized. The record is from RefSeq and is a predicted model, not a curated record. Lineage: Eukaryota; Viridiplantae; Streptophyta; Magnoliopsida; Arecales; Arecaceae.
GAGAUGCCCUUCCAUCGUCGCCCCAUCGGUGCCGUUGCCGCGCUCGUUCGUCCUUUGUCUGUCUCUGCGCUCCUCGACUCCCGAUUACUCCUUCAUUUUAUUUCCUCAAGAUAAUAUAACAUUCCUUAGCCCCCUUGUUGCUUGGUUAUGCUUGGUGACAGGGGAGGGGAACCAGAGCGCCUGCGCUCGUCCUUUCCGGCUGGCUUCUCCCGCCGCCGAUUCUUCGGAUACCGCGGGAUCAGGCUCCUGCCUUCUUUCCUUGGGACCACCCUUCCCUCUUCCUAGCCAGGCACGCACGCAUAAGGAGGGGCGGGCGCAAGACAGAGAUCGAGCACCCCCACCACGCAUGGCUCCGCUUCCACCGUCGACCACCACCACCACCACGUACUACUCCCACCCGAGGGGCCUCCGCCGGAGACAGGACGAGAGGGCUGGAGGAGCGAGAAAGUCGCCUCCUCCACCCCAUAGGUCUGCGUCGUUCCAUGGACGGACGACGGUGUCGGCGUCCCCGGUGGACCUCCGUCAGAUGCAGCGGCCCAAAACCCAGCCGGACCUGCUCGCUGGGGGGAGGAGGGGGAUGGCGGCAUCGCCCGAGGAGAAGAGGCUGGGCAAGGGUGGCGACAGGAGCUUCGAAGCGGAGAGGAGGAUGCCGGCGAAGGUGCUGGUAAACGUGAUGGUGCAGAGGAGCCUGGGGCCGGUGCAGGUGAUGGCGUCGACGGAGUGGACCGUCGGGGAUCUUGUGGCAGCGGCGUUGAGGCAGUACGUCAAGGAAGGGAGACGGCCCCCGCUGCCCACCACGGAGCCCUCUGCCUUCGGCCUCCACUACUCUCAGUUCAGCCUCGAACCUUUGGAUCUCAAGGAGAAGCUCAUUGGUUUGGGAUCCAGGAACUUCUUCCUCUGUUCUAAGCCCGCCCCGGCUGCUUCAGACCCAGCGACGGCCUCCUCCUCCUCCUCGGCCGUACCUUCUUCUUCUUCUUCUUGUGCCAAAGAAGCUAAGAAGGCGUGCAAGAUAUCCAUCACUUGGCUUAGGUUCAUGGAUUUCUUGCUGUAGCUUGAUUGAUAUUUCUCUUUUUACCUUCAAUUACUAUUUCUGCUAUUGUGGGACGGAAUCUCUUCUCAGACAGAUGAUUCUGUGGCUACAAGUUGCAACCCUUCUGUUUGUUUGGGGUGGGGUGAAUCUGCAGCACUAGUUGUUGGCUGGUGUUGUUGUAAGAUCGAGAGGGAUUACAGUGUCUUGGACGUGUACAUAUAAAUGAAACCAAGUUUAUAUUUCCGUGCAUGCAUUUAAA